UGUCAACGAAGAAGAAGACGAACAGGCUGAAUUCCGCCAUGCAUUUCAUGGCUUACAUUAUUUUUUUACAGUCUGUGGGCUUACACGGAUUGUACACCCAUCUGGGAUUCUUCGCCUCCGAGAAUGACAUUAUAUCCAGUUCAACAAACGAGUAAUAAAUAAGUAACUGAUUCCCCAACGAAUCGGGGAGCUGCACUUCUGCACACUUUUGAGCAGCAGUAUGAUGCAGGCAGGAGUCUGUCUGAGACAGGACACUGAGACAACACUACCAGAGCUCACAGAGCAGCACAGGAUCAGACAGAAAGAAGAGGAACUCAGUGGACUGGAGUGUGUCCACAUGGCAGAGUCAGAGACAGAGUGUGCUGCACCAGGACUCAACACACUGGAGCCAGAGUGUGUUACAGCGCACAGUGGGGUCAGUGAUGUACGUCACACACACUCAUCACUUAUUAAAACAGAAACUCAUCUGGACUCUCCCCAAACUGGGGAUCUUAUUAAGACUGAGAGCCUAGACAGUGCAGAGCUGCGAUGUAUAAGCCAUAUGCAUUCUGACCAAACCAAAACAGAGUCUGUUGAUGGUGGAUAUGUUAAGGUAGAACACAUCAGUGAAUUACAGGAUAUUAAAUAUGUUAAUAUUAAAUCAGAUCCAAUCAAGUAUGAAUCCAGUGAAUGUUUGGUGAGUGAUGUCAUGAAUACUGUGAUGAAUGGAGCUGCUGUUGGUCACAAAGACCAGACUGAAUCAGGGCAAUGUGCAGGAGAGCCAAACCGAAACUGUAGAAAUGAAUGUAACUGUGACAUAACCAAUGAGAAUACUCAGCACAGAUUUGUCCUGCAGAACAGUAUAAACAGUAGGAAAAAACGUAUUGAUCGUAAGAAGACAAGCCACAGAAAUCAAAGAAAAAUUAAUAUUGGUGAAAAGCGUUACAGGUGUACACGGUGUGAGAAGUAUUUUUCACAGAAAAGUACUUUAAAUUCGCACAUGAGGAUUCAUACAGGUGAAAAGCCCUACAAAUGUACUGAGUGUGAAAAGUGUUUUUCGCAAAAAAGUUCUUUAAAUUCCCACAAGAGGAUUCAUUCAGGUGAAAAACCCUUCAAAUGUACUGAGUGUGAAAAGUGUUUUUCACAAAAAAGUAUUUUAUAUUCCCAUAAGAGGAUUCAUACAGGUGAAAAACCCUACAAAUGUACUGAGUGUGGGAAGAGUUUUCCCAGAAUAUUUAAUUUAAAUCGCCACCAGAGUAUUCAUACAGCACCCAUGAUAAUUAAAUCAAGCAAAAACCCAAACCUAUUAAAUUUAUUUCAAAAGAAGACAAUUGGCAGAAGUAAAAGUAAAAUUAAUACAGGUGAAAAGCCACACAGGUGUACACAGUGUGUGAAGAGUUUUUCAUGGAAAUGUUUAUUGAAUAACCACAUGAGGAUUCAUACAGGUGAAAAACCCUACAAAUGUACCGAGUGUGAAAAGUGUUUUUCACAGAAAAGUUCUUUAAAUUCCCACAAGAGGAUUCAUUCAGGUGAAAAACCCUACACAUGUUCUGAGUGUGGGAUGUGUUUUUUCCAAAUUACUGUUCUAAAUGACCACAAGAUGAUUCAUUCAGGUCAAAAACCAUACAAAUGUACUCAUUGUGGGAAGUGUUUUACACAGAAAAAAGCUUUAAAUCGGCACAAGAUUAUUCAUACAGGUGAAAAGCCAUACAGGUGUACACAGUGUGAGAAGUGUUUUUCACAGAGAAGUAACUUAAAUAUCCACAUGAGGAUUCAUACAGGUGAAAAACCCUACAUAUGUACUGAGUGUGGCAUGAGUUUUUCCAGAAUAUUUAAUUUAAAUCGCCACCAGAGUAUUCAUACAGCAUCCAUGAUAAUUAAUUCAAGCAAAAACCUAAACCUAAUUUCUUUCAAAUGAAGACAAUUCGCAGAAGUAAAAGUGAAAUUAAUACAAGUGAAAAGCCACACAGGUGUACACAGUGUGUGAAGUGUUUUUCAUGGAAGUGUUUAUUAAAUAAUCACACAAGGAUUCAUACAGGUGAAAAACCCUAUGAAUGUACUUGGUGUUUUUUUCCAAACAAGUGCAUUAAAUAGCCACAAGAUGAUCCAUACAGUAGAAAAGCCCUUCAAAAAUACUCAGUUUAAGUAGUGCUUUAAUGCAAAAUGUGAGUCAAUUAGCCAUCAGAUUAGAUUAGAUGAUAUUCAUAAUUUAGGCAGAAAUAAGUUGCCACAAAUGCUAUUAUCUUGGUGAAAAAUGUGUUCUUCAGUGCGAAAUGAAAGACUGCACUGUGAGAUUACGUAUAUAGUGAGUAAACCUAUACAUGUCCUGGAUCAUAAACUACUAGAUCAUAUGUAUGCAAAAUCUGUGGGUGAUAUGCAGAAUUACUAAAGAUCUAUGAUGCACUUUUAAGCAACAUACCCUGGUGUCCCUUAGUGUUUCCAAAUCUCUCCAAAAUAUUUAAAUUGUACAUUGCAGUAAAUCAUAACAUAAUCAUAUUUACUACAAAUCAACUGUUUUGAAGGCUGUAUAAGUCUGUUUGUUGUAGAAAAGUUUAAAAUUCACAUCUGGUUUCAAGUGACACCUUGGAAAAUCAUAAAUGUGAGAGGUUAUAAGCACAUUUCAAAACCACUAUUUCAGAAGCUAAAUGAGAAUAUCCCAUGCAUCUUUUCUAUAGGCCUUAUUAUCAAAGCACCAUGAUACGAUAGUGAAUUCUGCCCUUUUCCCAAUACAUUGUCAAGUGAAAAUUUGUACUUGUAAGGAAUUAUUUUUGUGACCUGCGGUUUUGCAGCAAACAUUUCCUUGCUUUGUAGUAGCGCAGUAUAUAUUUCCGCUCUGGUUUUCCUUGGCAGUUAUAUUUUGGAAAGGCAUUUGAAAAACAGCACAAUGAUUGGGGCAAACAGAGAUCCAAUUUUUCUUCAGUAGCAACUGUGUAAACAUUUAUUCUUUUGAAAAAGUAAUUUCCGAAGUCCGAAAGUUGAUAUUUGUGUAUGAUGAAAUUGACACCAGUGUAAUUUGUUUGAAAGAACCAAUGGGUAAACUGUUUGUAUACACUGUAGAAAAACAUGGUAAACAUGUAUUGCCAACUUGUAUUCUGAGAAGGAACGUGACACUACUAGCCUUUUCUGUUAUUAAUUGACUAUGCUAGAGGCUGUAAUGUGUAUGCCAGCUAAAGCUGAUCAUUAGACUUCAGCCAGUAUGUUUUUAUCUCAGGUCAGUUUAGGAUCUUCGUUUCACUAUUUUUCAAUGUUAUAUAUGAAUUGUGUGUAGAAUAAUUUUGCAUUGUGAAUGUACACAUACCAAGGCCUUUAUGCCGUGGCAAUUUCUGUAGAAACUUUGUCUGUGCCUGUAUAUGUAUUUUUCAUUGAUUUCUGCUUUAGUCCUUGUUUGUUUGGAAAUGUUGUUUAUUUCCUGCCACACAGAACUCAUAACAAUAUUUGUGCAAGAAAUAAAUAUGACUCGUAUUUAGAGUAAAUAGUAUUAAUACUGUUUAACUUGUUCAAUAUGUCUGAACAUAUUUUUUUUAAUAUGAUAAAUGUUUUCUAAAACUCA
This is a messenger RNA of Anguilla anguilla (European eel), 3529 nucleotides long. Its product is annotated as gastrula zinc finger protein XlCGF26.1-like. Bases 221 to 1897 code for a protein of 558 amino acids. Gene Ontology annotation, cellular component: nucleus. Gene Ontology annotation, biological process: regulation of transcription by RNA polymerase II. The record is from RefSeq and is a predicted model, not a curated record. Lineage: Eukaryota; Metazoa; Chordata; Actinopteri; Anguilliformes; Anguillidae. Gene Ontology annotation, molecular function: RNA polymerase II transcription regulatory region sequence-specific DNA binding; DNA-binding transcription factor activity, RNA polymerase II-specific. The transcript has 2 exons.